This is a messenger RNA of Patiria miniata (bat star), 1436 nucleotides long. RefSeq names its product 10 kDa heat shock protein, mitochondrial-like (gene hspe1). Lineage: Eukaryota; Metazoa; Echinodermata; Asteroidea; Valvatida; Asterinidae. The transcript is spliced from 5 exons. The record is from RefSeq and is a predicted model, not a curated record. The coding region runs from base 217 to 525 and encodes 102 amino acids. Gene Ontology annotation, molecular function: protein-folding chaperone binding; protein folding chaperone; ATP binding. Gene Ontology annotation, cellular component: mitochondrial matrix.
AUACCCAAUCUCGCAAGAUAAAGGAAUUCUCGUUAAAUAAGUCAGGGGAUCGUUGCUCGUGUCUUACACACGUGUUCGCGUGUUACGCGUACGAGAGCUCGAGAGCCGACUAGAUAGACUGUGGUUGUUCGCCGGUUGCCGAUUGCACGGUCACGAACGGAACAUUUGCAUUGCGUUGCUGACCAAGCAAGGUUACUGACCAAGCAAGGAGCAAUUAUGGCUGGAGUACGGAAAUUGAAGCCUUUGUUUGAUCGUAUCUUAGUGGAGAAAUUUGCUCCAGAAUUGAGGACUAAGGGAGGCAUUAUGCUGCCUGAGAAGUCUCAGGCUAAAGUACUAGAUGCAACGGUAUGUGCUGUAGGUCCUGGAUCCAGAAACCAGAAAGGAGAAACAAUGCCAGUGAGUGUGAAAGUUGGAGACAGGGUUUUACUUCCUGAAUUUGGAGGAACUAAAGUUUCCCUUGAAGAAAAAGAGUACUUUUUAUUUAGGGAAGGAGAUAUUCUAGCCAAGUGGGAGGAAUCUGCCUGACAUUGAUGUUGCAAUCUUGACAUAGCUGUAAACAUUGUAAUUAUAAAGCCACCCAAAGCGAGACCAGACAAAGCCGGUGUAUUAACUGUACAUCUCCCUGUCAGCUAUGGACACAUACACACCCUGCACUUGUAUAGAAAUGUUGAAUACAAUGUUGAUUGGAACAAGAUGAUCCGACAGGCUGAAUGACAGUUCAAGUCAGUUAUAGGGACUAUUGAUGUGCUGUCUGAUCACAGAUGCGUUCCACAAAAGACAGUGACUUUAUGAGGAUUAUGUUGCAUUUUAUUUCUUAUAAAUCUCUCUGUUUAAAUAUGAUUGACAUAAUACGUAAAUCAUGCUGAAUUAUAUAUUUACACACCUGCCCGAUAUUCUUAGACUGUCAUUGUUUUCCAGGCUGAUGGCCUGUAGUGUGUUUUCAAAAAUAUGUGAGAUUUGAGGUUGCAUUAAGUGUUAAGUAUAUGGUAACAAAAAGAUUUAACAUAACAUGAGUGAUUUUACUUCAGAGUGUAGAACUGUGCUUAGACAUUAGACUUUUCCUUACCAUUUAUCAUAUUUGUCAUAUCAAUUUUUUUUCUGUUAGUAAAUUCAAAUUGAUAUCUUAUCAGAGCAGUUUUGUGUCUAAUUUUACACUAUGGUACUAUUUUGCCAGUUACUGCAUGCAGCACAUUGACCCAGCUUGGCAGGUGUAGUAUUCCAUAUACAUGUACACAUUAAUUUUAUUGGUCUAUUCAUGGAAGCGUGCUCAUAUUUGGCAAAAAGGAAUCUAACUUAUCCAUUACCAAAUUUAUAUUCUGUUAAAGUUUGUAUGGUAUAUUGGCUGAAGACCAUCAAGUAAAGUCCAGCAACCUUUUCUCUGUUACUUUUGUUACUGACAAUAAAAAGUAAUUUCUUUGGCCAUGUCUGCAGUCAUA